Molecule: messenger RNA, 1618 nt
Organism: Sphaeramia orbicularis (orbiculate cardinalfish)
Lineage: Eukaryota; Metazoa; Chordata; Actinopteri; Kurtiformes; Apogonidae
Gene: chmp2a
Product: charged multivesicular body protein 2A
Exons: 6
Coding region: 148-807 (219 amino acids)
Biological process (GO): vacuolar transport
Source: RefSeq, a predicted model, not a curated record
UUCCCGGAAGUGAAACUUCUUCAACACGGAAGAGCAGGAAAGAAAACAAAUAAUCGUUCAAAAUUUGUCGAGUUGAAGUCGGGGAAGACAACCUUACUACUGUAUAUCUUCUGGAUUACCGUCUACUCAUCAAAGGCUUGAUACACGAUGGAAUUCCUAUUUGGGAGGAGAAAGACUCCAGAGGAGAUGCUGAGGCAGAAUCAGAGGGCGCUCAACCGAGCCAUAAGAGAGCUGGACCGAGAGCGAGUGAAACUUGAGCAACAGGAGAAGAAGAUUAUUGCUGACAUUAAGAAAAUGGCCAAACAGGGACAAAUGGAUGCCGUCAAAAUAAUGGCCAAGGAUUUGGUUCGAACAAGACGCUACAUUAAGAAAUUCAUCAUGAUGAGAGCCAACAUCCAAGCAGUCAGUCUAAAGAUACAGACACUCAAGUCCAACAACAGUAUGGCACAGGCUAUGAAGGGCGUCACCAAAGCUAUGGCCACCAUGAACAGACAGCUGAAAUUACCUCAGAUCCAGAAGAUAAUGAUGGAGUUUGAAAGACAGAGUGAAAUCAUGGAUAUGAAAGAGGAUAUGAUGAACGACGCUAUCGAUGAUGCAAUGGGUGAUGAAGACGAUGAGGAGGAGAGUGACGCUAUUGUUUCCCAAGUGCUGGAUGAGCUGGGUCUUACUCUGACCGAUGAACUGUCAAAUCUGCCAUCCACCGGAGGAAGCCUUUCUGUGGCUGGAAAGAAGGCUGAGCCCCAAGCUGCCCUGGCUGAUGCAGACGCCGAUCUGGAAGAGCGGCUGAAAAACCUCCGGAAAGAUUGAACACGCUGUAACUGUCAGACAAGUGCACUGUUGGCGGGGGUGUUAAUACAGAUACAAAUGUACUCAGAUCUGUGUGACUAGGUUCUGUUCAAAGGAUAACUGAUUGAACAUUGGCUUGUUUUCAUCAAACGGCCUGUGUGACACAGGUCUAUGGCUUUCUUUUCGAGGUGUUUUAUUGUGUGUUUUUUGUGUUUUUCAACCAACCUACAGGGGUACUUUAUCCCUCAUAUGUCUAGCAAAUCUUUGUUUCAUUGAAGACAUUGCCAAAAAAAACAAAUUUCUCUAAGUGAAACAUUAUUUCACAUUUUGUGUAAAUACUAACUCCCAAAGGCAUGUUCUUUUCACAUUAUCAUUUAACAGUAACACUACAUGGAAAACCUUUAAAUGAAAGUUGGUAAUAAUCACAAGAGUGGAUUCUUUAUAUGGUUGGAGUUUAUGGAAGAUAAACUUUUUGUACAUCCGCUUAUCCUCACACUCCCCAUGACUGAUUUCAUUUGUGGCCAUUGUCACAGCUGUCUCGAUGUAUAUGAAGAUGGUAUACAAAAAGUUUUUAAUCCCUGUAUCUUUUCUGUUAAAUUUUACCAAAAGGACAGUAUGCAGUACUUUACAAUAACAUGUAAGACUAACUAAUCACCAUUUACAAAUGUACAGUGAAGGGCACACCUCAUAGCGCCUGUCAAGUCUGUGUUUGUGUGCGUUUCAGAUCACUCUUACCAAAUGGUUAGUGAAGGGUUAAUGCUGUUUUGUUUUGUUUUUGAAAAGCUGUCCUAUUUUACUUUUCUUUAUUCAAUAAACUUUUUUUCAGAUUUAA